Messenger RNA from Aedes aegypti (yellow fever mosquito), 2836 nucleotides. RefSeq names its product apoptosis inhibitor 5 homolog (gene cass). Gene Ontology annotation, cellular component: nucleus. The coding region runs from base 156 to 1829 and encodes 557 amino acids. Gene Ontology annotation, molecular function: RNA binding. Gene Ontology annotation, biological process: negative regulation of apoptotic process. The record is from RefSeq and is a predicted model, not a curated record. Lineage: Eukaryota; Metazoa; Arthropoda; Insecta; Diptera; Culicidae. The transcript has 9 exons.
AUCAUUAUCAUCAUCAGCGUGAAAAGUUCUCGGAAAAAUAAACGUGCAUCUUUCGUUUGCGGGUAUUAUUUCUGAAAAUUUCGUACGGAAAACAGUUCAAUUUCGGUUGAAAUCGGAUCCCGCCGCCAGACUUGAUCACCGACUACCGUUCCGCGAUGGAUUCCAGUGGCGAUAGCAUAGAAAAGCUGUACAAAAACUAUGAAAUCCUAACCGACGCCAAGGACAAAAUCGGCGAGCAUGAACUGGAAUAUCGGGAGAUUUUGGAUGCCGUGAAAGGUUCCGCCAAGGAGAAACGUCUGGCGUCCCAGUUUAUCGGAAAGUUCUUCAAGCAUUUUCCCAAUUUGGCCGAGUUGGCCAUCGAUCGGCAACUGGAUCUGUGUGAGGACGAAGACGCUCAGAUUCGAAAACAAGCAAUCAAGGAUCUGCCACAACUGUGCAAGGACACCAAGGAACAUACGCCGAAAAUUGCUGAUAUCCUUGCCCAGUUGCUCAUUACAGAGGAUGUAACCGAAUUGCAGCAAGUGCAUCAAUCGUUGCUAACUUUGGCAAAGUUCGAUGCCACCGGGACGUUGACGGGAAUCUUCAGUCAAAUUGUAUCGGGAGAUGAACCGACCCGCUAUCGGAACUUCCAGUUCAUUCUGAACAAACUGAUCAAGAUCGGACCGGAGGUCAUCACCAAAGAAGUGGAGGAUUUUGUCAUCGCUGAGAUUAAGAAAAUACUUCUGGACGUCAGUGCAGAUGAGUUCCAUCUUUGCAUGUCCAUUCUGAACCAGACUAAGCUGAGUAAAACCGUGACCGGUCAUGCCGAGUUGGUGGCCAUUGCCGUCGAGCAGGCUGACAUGGAAGCCGAUCUGGGAUCAUUGGCUUCGGAUGACGAAACCGUUGAGCGGUUCAUCCAGUGUGCCAGCGAGGCUAUGCCGUAUUUUUCGUCACAAGUUGAGUCAACUCAAUUUAUCAAGUUCAUGUGCGAGAAGCUAUUGCCUCUCAACGUUUGGAACUUGAUUGGAGCCGGCGAAGAUCAACACACCACCCAACUAAGACUGCUGAAGGUAUUUGCCGAGAUGUGUGCCUUCUGUGGAUCGUUGGAAAAACCGGCGGAGAAGGUGGAAGCCAUCUACAAUGUGCUGCUGGAAUACAUGCCUCUUCCGCCAGCGGAUGCCGACAUGAACGAAACACCGUCGUUCCAGUUUUCCCACGCCGAAUGUCUUCUGCAUGCUUUGCAUACGUUGGGAAAGCAAGCUGCUGAGUUUUUAACGUUCCCGGAAGAUGCCGCCAAGCUCAAGGACUUCCGUUCCAGACUACAGUACCUGGCACGUGGUACACAAGGAUAUAUUAAGAAACUACAAGAAUCUGUCAAGGGUAAAACAACGGAGGAAAUGAAAUCAGAAGAAAAUCAGAUCAAAGCCACGGCUUUGAAGACUACAUCUAACAUCAGCACUCUGAUUCGGGAUCUGUUCCACACCCCGCCAAGUUUCAAGUCGGUUAUCCAUUUGUCCUGGCUGCCACCCAAGUCCAAAGCUGUGGUGGACGCAAAAACUACAGCCAAGCGUCACGCCGCGAUCACUUUCGAGGAGAAUGGGAAAUCUCAUGACUCCAAGGGCCCCAAACAUGCCAAGAGCAGCUCAGGCACGCAGAAGGUUUACACACCACCUUCGGGCAAAUACUCCGGCAAGGUGCAAAACUACUCCACCAAAAAUGGAAGCGGAGGAGGCAGCAGCAACGGGGGACGGCGUUCCGGUGGCGGUGGCGGCAGUGGUGGCGGUGGGGGAUUCCGUCGGUCCAAUUUCGGCGGACGCUCGGGAGGCGGUGGCGGCCGAAGGAGGUAUUAGGCCCUGCGUCGAAGUGCAGCUUCGCAAACGGGUGAGGUAAUAUUGGGGCAUAAAAGUACGAAUACUCUAGGUUUCCUCUCAUUUCCCCAAGUCAUUUUACAUUCUAAUUUCCUUAAAAGUUAGGGAAUCUAUUUUCCCAUUUGGAUCCCUCUGUCUGGUAGUUUCUUUUGAUUCAUGAAUUCUUGAGAUAUUGGCUUUAUGUAAAUAGACACUUCUAGUGAAACGGCCAUGCAUGGAACAUUUGCACCUGGAUACAGCACGAGAUGGACAGCAAAAACCGUUAGCUGCAUAACUUUCUUCUUCCACAGGGUCAGCCGGAUUCGUCAAUCUGCAUCGUUUGCAUUAGUUCUUUAUGAUGAUUUUUGGCAUUUUGAAUUUUAUCUCUUCUCCAAUUUUCUGUCUCAUUUCACCAAACCUUUCCCCUCAAUUUAUGCCAUCCUUCCUGUAGGAUUCACCCUUUCAAAAAGUAUUCGUACUCUUCCCCAAACGUUCAAAUGUGUGCAAAGUAGAAGUUUUGAAAGAAACUGUUUUUCAACGUGGGACUUGAUAACCAGAGGAAUCGUGCUGGACAAUUUUAUCUAAGACAAGAAGAUAAUGAAUUUCUCCUUCUGCUACAUUUGAGGCAACCAUGAAAAAAGUGUGAGCGUACAAUUUACACGAUAUUCGAAUCGACGCUAGGGAUUGUUUGAGCAUUUGUCGAUCCAUUAGACGUGAGUCGGAAGUCUUAAGAGUAUCGUUUACCCGCAAACGUCUUAUGGAAUCUGUGCAUUACCAAACGAAUCCCUCGCCGAAACAACCAAAUUCCUUUCCAACAUGCAGUGCAGUAUAUAGAUGUAGAUGAGUAAAUACAAGGGCAUUUCGAGAUCCUUCGAGAAUGCCCCACAAAUAACAAUUUGAUGUCGGUGAGACAUAUUUCGAAAUAUUUAAAUCUAACGUUUCUUAUCAAAGCAUCGCACUUCUGAUAAUAUCCAACAUAUUUAAUAAACAAUCUAGUAAUUAAAUGAUUC